CCUCCACUCAGAGUAACAGCGGCAGCGUCACUACCACCAUCAUUGGCACCACCACCACUAUCUUGCUUCUGAACACUGGUUUACCGAUCAAACCGUCAUCGUGUGGAGCAAACGUGUGGAGGAAAUUUAGGUUCUUUCCGUUCUUACUCCAAGUAGGAGCAGGCGGGAUAGAGGUUCAUGGUGGCAACGUGCGAGAGAAGCAACAUACCGCGAACCGUAUUCAGCCGAUUGCCGCGCCGCCCCUUCAAGCUCGGAAAAAAGCACAAGAGGGAGACGGAGCCAGCGAAAGAAAGAAAGGGAAAGAGUGAGAGACAGUGGACAGAGAAGCACUGCCGGAGAAAGAGAGAGAGAGGACAAGUGCCACCGCGUUACACGCCGCGCCACGGUCGACAACGAGCCACGCCAGUUUGUACUUGGCGCCCUUCACGAGAGUCUCCACGGAACCGGAGGUGCUCUCUCGUGUAAGAACUACGGACCGGCGGCGGCCAACAAAUCGCUCCCGACACUUCCGGUCUCGCGAGUGCAUUAUUCGUGUCAUUAACAACGAAAUGUUCUAAACAAAUAUUCUAAUCAAGAAAGGAAAAAUCAUCAACUCUCCCAAAUGUUAUUCCACUUUUCCUCAAAGUCCCCUUGAUCAUUGCGCACGCUUUCUCUCUCACUCACUCACUCUCACUCUCAUCCUCCCUUCAACCUCACACUCGUCUGUCCCUCUCUUUUCAGAGAGCGCUACUCUGCUCUUCUCACUCCCUCCAUACCCCACUAUAUCACUCAUUCUUCGUCUCUCUCCUCGCCGGAGGCCGGACUGGAUUCCGUCGAAAAGAAACGACGUUUCGGAGGACGAUAGUCGCGACCGAUCAUAGCUGGCGCGUCGAUCGGAUCAGCCAGGGACUCCACCCGACAAUUUUAAACCUGAAUAUCUCAUCAUUACCCAAAUUUCAAAAUAAAGAGUGGACCCACAUCCAGAGGAUCUAUUUUCAAAGUGUACUCUACAACUCUUCGCUCAACUUGAAAAUUCAAAAUAACCCUUUUCUUUAAAAAAAAAGAAAACUGAUAAGUGAUUUGUGUUUUGGAUAAUGUGUGCCGGUAUUUGUCGGAAAUUCAAGUACUAAAUGGUUGGAUAGAGGCCACCUGUUUUGUUUUUGUGGAUGUAUUGUAUUAGUGGAUCUCAGUGGAACUGCGCAGACAAAUAUAUAUAUAAUAGUGACCCUCGCUCCUUUUUCCAUCAUAGUUUUUAUUAGUGUUUGUGAUUAAACAAAGCGAUUGAUCAAGUGGAACAAUGAUUGCGUAACGGUUUUCGAAUAUCACGGCCCUGAGAGGCCGACACAUCAUGUCACAGUUCUCCUUCAGAGGAUCACCAAAUUUACAGUGUCCUGUGACAGUGAGUACAUCGUCAUUGGCGUCAUCGCCAUCGCCGGCAUCGGCGCCAAUUUUGAGCGUUAGUAGUGCAUCUUCGUUAGGAAGCGGCGUUGGUGUGAAUCAUCCAUUAAGUAAUCCUAGUUUACAAACCGCAAGAAUGGCUGUGACGAGUGCAGUGGUCCGACCUCCCGGAAGUCCAACGACAUCCGUGAGUCCAUCUCAACCCCACCCGCCGCCGUCGGCUGGUGGUCCAGCAGGUGGAAGAUGUUGUGACACUGGUAGACCAAUUUAUACGGAUCCAUUGACGGGAAACACUGUUUGCUCUUGUCAAUAUGAACUUCUUGGUGGUUACCAAAGACUCGGUGCUCUUCCUACCACGGCACUUUCAAUGUAUACUGCACCUUAUGCCGCGGCGGCUGCAGCUGCAGCAUCCGAGGGGAUGGCUGCCUAUUUUCCCGGAUUGGCUGAACAGGGCCACUUCUACUCCCCCACUGCCACAGGAUUGGAUCUCAAAGAAAAUCUAGGCGCUGGUGCAGCGGCAUGGCCUUAUCCAUCGGUUUAUCCGCAUCCGUACGAAGCUGCAUUUGCGAGUUAUCCCUUCAGCGGCUAUGGGGUAGAUUUGAAUGGCGCAAGGCGGAAGAAUGCAACCCGCGAAACUACCAGUACCCUAAAGGCUUGGUUAAACGAGCACAAAAAAAAUCCGUAUCCAACGAAGGGGGAAAAAAUAAUGUUAGCAAUUAUUACGAAAAUGACGUUGACUCAAGUGUCGACGUGGUUCGCAAAUGCCCGACGGCGACUCAAGAAGGAAAACAAGAUGACGUGGGAGCCAAGAAACAGGGUGGAAGAUGAGGACAAUAAUAAUGAAGACGACGAUAGCGGAAGGAAGAGCGUCGACGACAAGGAUCGAUUAGAUUCUAAAGACUCAGGGACCGGAUCAAGUGAAGAUGGAGAUCGACCAGCGCAUCGUCUGGAUCUCCUCCACGGAUCGGGUGGUGCUGGUGGAUUUCCGGUGAAGGCGGAAAGUGAAUGGAGUGAGUCAAGAGCCGACAGCGGUCCGGAUAGUCCCGAAUGUCUCUUUGAUCAAAGAGAACCAAGGCAUCCAAUGCAACUUCAACAUCCGGCAUAUCUACCGUCGUCGCGUCUCCUUCGUCAUUCAUCCCCUGAAGCAACAUCGCCAGGAAGUCAUCACCUACCGCCCAGUACGAGUGCAACGUCCACCGGAAGUGCGACCACCAAGCCAAGAAUAUGGUCCCUCGCCGACAUGGCCAGCAAGGACGGUGAUCAGCCUAGUCCAAAUUCAGCGAGUCUCGUGUCCCCCUUCACAUCAUCGACGGGCGGCGGCGGUGGUGGUGGCGGGGGGAAACUCGUCAGUCCUCUCGCCAGUAGACUUCCACCACAUCAUCCACUUCAUCCCGCAAUGCAUCCCGGUUCACAAUUCGUCAGACCUCAUCCAGAUUUCUAUCGAAAUUUCUACGGUUCUUUGCAUCAAGGCUCAGGUGAUAUGUCACUACUCGAAACGUACUCGAGGACUCUCGGUGGUCUAGGUGGGGCUCCAGGUAUUCUAACACCCACCUCAUCGUCAUCGACCGAGGCAAAAACCUUUUCCCCCGAAGUGAAAUCAUUCCCCGAAGCCAAAUCAUUCUCCCCCGAUAUAAAACCAUUCCCCAAUCAAGAAACUAAAAACUUCCCCACCGACGUCAAGCCUUUCUCAACAAACGGAAAUCCCGCGAACCGAACAGGUAUUCUCACAACAUCAUCGGGCGUCUCACCAUCAUCAUCAUCGUCCUCAGCGUCAUCAGCCGGCUCGGAACCAUCAUCCCAUCAUCCACCAACGGAACUAAAAUCCCCCGGUCGAGUAUGAAUUACUCCCACCGAGUGAUUGAAAGACAAUUCAUGACAAUAAGACUAUAAAAAUCUUUUUUUUUCUCCCAUUUCCUUUUGUAAAUUAGUGUACAGAUUUUAUUGUAAUUUCUUAUUCUCUUUUAUGGAGAGAGAAAAAGAGUUACCCUGCUGCUUCCAGAAAUGAAUAUAAAAAUGAAGAGUAGUCUACAAAUCCAAGAAGUAGUAGUGAAAUUAUCGAAAAAAAAAUAAUUUUAGAUAGUGUCGUAUAAAUAUUAUACAUACAUACAUACAAAUAUAAAAAAAAAAUUAUUAAUAUUAUUUAUGCGUCUGUAAAUAGUAGGCCUGGUGCGUACCAGCCAGUGUAUGUAUUGUAUGUAGAGUAGUGUGAUAAUUAUUAAAAUUGAUAAUUAAUAAAAAAUAAUUAUUAUUACGCAGUAUAAUAAUUAUUAUUGUAUCUGAAAUCAUUAUUCAUACUAGAAAUCGAUGACUAUUAUUGCGACAAUGAUGAUUAUUGUUAUUGCAAUGUUUAUAAUUAUUAUAUCGAUUCACCUCGACAUGUCAGUUUUGGUCAUGAAUCCCUUGAUCACUGUUAUGACAAUUUAUCAGUCGAAUUUCAUCCAAAUGGAUUCAAAAACUAGGAUUUUUUUAUUAUAUUUAUUAAUAAUUUGUAUUAUAAUAUAAGAUGUACGCUGUAUAUUAUAAUACCCAACGGAUAUUAUAUUUUACAUUAUAAUAUACGAUGGAUAUUAUGCUAUAAAAUAAUAUACUAUAAAAAUUUACAAUCGAAAACCAAAAAUCGAGAAACUUUUUUUCAUUUAAUGAGAAUCGACUGGCAAAAUGUCUGCGAGAAAUUAUAAUUGUACUUCCAAUUGCGUCUCUUCCUUUUUCAACAAUUAUUGGACGAAUGUAGAGUUUAUAAUAGAGGUCUUUUAGACAAUGAGGUGGUGACGCAAGGAAUGUCCACAUAUCAUGUCAUGUCGUGAGUGAACGAUCGCCAGUCAUUCGUAUCCAAAUUUCAUCGCCAACCUGCCGAUACCACAUUGGCAAACAGCGGGUGGCAUCUGUUCUUCGCAAUAAACGAAUCAUUACGAAAUCAUUAAAAAAAA
Molecule: messenger RNA, 4304 nt
Organism: Leptopilina heterotoma
Lineage: Eukaryota; Metazoa; Arthropoda; Insecta; Hymenoptera; Figitidae
Gene: mirr
Product: iroquois-class homeodomain protein IRX-3
Exons: 5
Coding region: 1328-3217 (629 amino acids)
Biological process (GO): neuron differentiation; cell development; regulation of transcription by RNA polymerase II
Cellular component (GO): nucleus
Molecular function (GO): RNA polymerase II cis-regulatory region sequence-specific DNA binding; DNA-binding transcription factor activity, RNA polymerase II-specific
Source: RefSeq, a predicted model, not a curated record